Messenger RNA from Dendroctonus ponderosae (mountain pine beetle), 1748 nucleotides. RefSeq lists its product as uncharacterized. NCBI's taxonomy places the organism in Eukaryota, Metazoa, Arthropoda, Insecta, Coleoptera, Curculionidae. The transcript has 7 exons. The record is from RefSeq and is a predicted model, not a curated record. The coding region runs from base 592 to 1491 and encodes 299 amino acids.
UUGGGACACGUAGGUGAUAAAGCAAAAGGAGAAGGAAAAUCCGAAGAGGCCAAGCAAACGAGGAAAGGCAAAGUUUCAUCGGGAGAAGUCGACUCGGUUGCAAGCACCCCCCGAUCGAACGCCCCAAAGGCCAAAAAGGAAACUACUGGCUGCUUUGGGUCGAAAAAGAAGCGAAGACAAUGUGAUGAAUACUGCCAGGGGAUUGCAGCCAGACCACAGUCGGUGCAAACCCUUCCCAUAACAACUAAAGACAAAAGCGAGCACAUUCGGUUCCAUGAGGAAAAAACCUCCACUCCCACUUCCACGGACUCGGAGGUGGGAGUGCAAGUCUCCUCAUCCCCAUCUGGAGAAGAUUGGGGCCCAAAACCCCAACAGGACAAGGGCGUGUCGCUUCGCGAAGAAAAAGAAGUCGGACGUGACUCUGACCAACCGGCGAAGGCCAAAAAGUCCAGGGAUCAGGAAGGGAACACUUGCAAUAAAUGCGGGCGCCAGAAGAGGAACUGCGACAGCGCCUGCAGGAACACCAUCAUCAUACCCUAUGCGACUGGUAGCAAUGGAGGCAUUCCAGCCGGAGAAGCUGAGUCUUUGCGGAUGCUUAUUAAGAUGCAAAGCCGAGAUACCAGUCGUCAAUUUGAUGGUAUUCUGGCCGAGUUAAAUCACCACAAAGAUGAAAUAAAGCGGCUGAAUAGCAUGUACAAAAAGAUGGUGGACAGUGCUCAACUCUCCCAAAAAUCUGACGAAAAGAGCAAGAAAUCGUCGGGUAUCUGGCACGAAUGUGGCUGCAGCAAUAACAACGAGUGUCAAACCGAGCAGCCGGCAGGAAAGAGCGUUUCUCCAAGCUACGACAAAUGUGUUUGCAGAAACAGCUCAGGAGCAAGUAAUGGUGGGCCUAGUAGAAGGUUUGGCCCGCCCAAUACGGCUGUAGCCAUCAACAUGUGCGACACUUGCACAGUGAAAAUAUCGCCCAACAGUAUAACAACAGCGUGUGGCUCCAAAGAUCAGGACUAUUUUGAUGGCGAUAAGCACAGAAAAAAUGAACUAAACCGCACAAAAAGAGCCAGCCAGGACAUUUUGCCUUCAACAGACUUCAGCGAAGGGGCCGAUUUGCUUCGGGCUUCAGCUCAAGAUUCGCUAUCGACCAUUUACGGCAAAUUUAGUAAACCAGACUCGAAUAUUCGGAAGAAGGAGGGACAUCUGAGUCUGCUGAAUGGUCAAGAGGAGGAGGACGAAGAGGACGGAUUGAUGGGAAUCCCGCGCUUGAACACCAAAGCCGAUGACCAAAAUCCGAAACGUUUGCCCAGCAGCAGGGUGCUGAUCUGGCUGAAGAAAUCCUGGGUCACCAUCAGGCAUCGAACGGAAGAGUGCAGGCAGAAAGAGAGGGAGCGACAGGAAAAAUCCAAUUUGCGCCAUCAAGUGUGGAAUUUUUGCCAAAGUUCCGCAAAGAAAGUCGCAGUAAAUGCGUGGAAAUCUUUGAGGCCAAACGGCGUCUAGUUAAAAAUCAAACAAUUUUAUGUAGGCACUUUAUUUCAAAAAAAGCUAAAUUAUAUGUUCUAAAUGAAAGGGAUUGUUUGCGGCUUUAGCGGACAAAUAAUUUUUCUUAUUCCAAAAAUAAUUUUUGGAAAAAAUCCCUUUGAUUUAGAAUUUUCGGACGCUAAAAACCCUUUCAUUAUAUGUUCUGCUAUUAACCGAGUAUCUCGCUUCGUUACAUUUACAUGAAAUUUUGCUUAAUAAAUGAAAAUUGAACCAAA